CACGUAUUCCAGUUUCAGGGUUGUUUCUGGCACGGAUACAGAUCGCUGAAUGAGAACCCGCUGGUAUCGCAGGCACCGCUCGAACCCCGCGAUGCUUUCUUCGGUGGCCGUACAGGUAAUACUGUCAGUUUUUAUGAAGUCGAGGGGUCUGAGAGGAUACACUACGUAGAUGUGUGUUCGCUGUCUCCUUUCAUUUCGAAAACGGGGAAAUUCCCUGUAGGGCACCCUACGGUGUACGUGGGCGAUGACUGUCGCGAAUUAACGGGUGAUCGCCACAACAUCGAUAACGUGGAGGGCUUGAUUAAGUGUGUGGUGUUACCACCGCGAGAUCUGUAUCAUCCCGUGUUACCGGUGCGUAUGCACGGUGAACUGCUCUUUGCACUGUGUCGUUCCUGUGCAGAGGCCACGCUACAGGGGUCGUGUCCUCACGAGAAUCCCGCGGACAGGGUAUUCGAAGGGACCUGGGUCGUGGACGAGGUCAAGCGCGCCGUACGUAAGGGGUACGAAAUAACGUUGAUACACGAAAUAUGGCAGUAUGAAAUUACCCAGUACGACCCAGCGACACGGACGGGUGGUCACUUUGCCGAUUACAUAAACACGUUUCUAAAGAUUAAGCAGGAAGCUAGUGGCUGGCCGCGCGAGUGUGGCGACGACGACGAGGCCAAGAAGUUGUAUAUAGAGGAGUACGAUCGGGUCGAGGGUAUUCGUCUGGACCCUGGUAAUGUAAAAUCAAAUCCCGGUCUGCGGUCAGUCGCAAAGUUAUGUUUGAAUUCCUUUUGGGGCAAGUUUGGGCAACGCGAAAAUCUGCCAAAGACGGAAAUUGUAACGACUCGUCAAAAGCUCGUGAGUCUGCUUACGUGUCCGGAGGUCGAGAUUACAGGUAUUCUGCCCGUAGAUGACGAGAUGCUCUAUGUCAGUACGCGUAAUACGAGCGACUCAUUGAUACCCACAGCAUACACAAACGUUGUUAUAGCUGGGUAUACCACGACUCAGGCGCGUCUGAAAUUGUACGACUACCUCGAGGCAUUAGAUAGACGCGUUCUAUAUUACGACACCGACUCGUGUAUAUACGUAUCGGGUGGCCGUCACGUCGAUAACACCUACGAGCCGCCGCUCGGUAGCCUUUUGGGCGAUUUAAAGGACGAGCUGGAGUCGUACGGCGCUGGUAGCUAUAUCACGUCUUUUGUUUCGGGAGGUCCGAAAUUUUACGCGUACCGUGUGCGCAAGCAAGACGGUUCUUACGCUGAGGUCUGUAAGGUCAAAGGUAUCACGAUCAACCACGCGACGAGUCUGGUCAUUAACUACAACUGGAUACGGUCUUAUGUAACGGGAGAGACCGACGAGCCUGUCGCUUUACGCUAUGACGCGAUACGGCGUACCCCGUUUCACGACGUAGUGACACGCGUAGAAGCAAAAACGUGUAAACCGACAGAGCUUCAAAAACGGCGACGCGACGGUCGUUUCGGAUCUUUACCAUACGGUUUCAUGUAAUUAAUAUUACAAACAAAACUUGUAUAAAUAUAUAUAUGACCACCCUUGUACAAUGAUAAUAAUAAUAAUAAUAAAACAUAUUUAUUUGAAAAACAAAA
This is a messenger RNA of Cephus cinctus (wheat stem sawfly), 1589 nucleotides long. RefSeq lists its product as uncharacterized. Gene Ontology annotation, molecular function: DNA binding; nucleotide binding; DNA-directed DNA polymerase activity. The record is from RefSeq and is a predicted model, not a curated record. Lineage: Eukaryota; Metazoa; Arthropoda; Insecta; Hymenoptera; Cephidae. Gene Ontology annotation, biological process: DNA replication.